AGACAGACAACUUCUUCCCAUCGUAUGUUGGGGUGAUAACUGUGAUGGAGAAAGAGAGGAAGAGCCAGCGGUGCCUCCGGCUGGGGAGGCGGGGCAGACCUCACCGAGGUGGUGACAUUUGAGCCCCAGCUGGAGGGGUGCCAGGGCAAGAGUGUCCAGGAAGAGGGAAGAGCCAGUCCACAGGCCUGGAGACAGAAGGCUGACUGAAGAAGAGUCUGGAGGCUCGGGUGGCUGCAGCAGAGAAAGCAAGGGGGUGGGUGGCAGGACGUGAGGUCAGAGGAGAAUGGGCGGCACCCUGUGGCUCACAGAUCCUUGAAAGGGUUUUGGUUUUGACUGAGCAGAACGGUACCAUUGCAGAUCAACACGCACUUUAAAUAAUCAAAACCCCUAUCUUUCCCCUGGGAAGGAGGAGGCCGAGGAAGGCUGUGUUUCUGACUCACACGGGGGAGUCGGGGGAGUCGUAAACAACCCUGAAGAGAACAGCCAGGCCUGGUGAGUCACUCCUGGGAGUGGCUCCUCCCCACCCUGCCACGCAGCGGCAACUGGGGGCUGGGCCUACCCCCUGGUGGCCACGCUCCCUCCGCACCUGGCCUCUCUCUGUGGCAUGGGGGCGGCUGUGCCCCUUGGUGGAGAUGAAUGGGAGUGGAGCUGGGCUGGCUGGGCAGGCAGGGGCUUGCCUCUUGCUGACUAAGGCAGCCCUGGAGGGGCCCGACCAUGGGGCAGGAACCCGGUUGCCAUCCUCAGAGCGAGGAUCAUUGGCCGGGCUCGGGGAUCAGGGCCUCUGUGGUCCCGGCACGCCUGGCCCGUGAGACUGUACUCUGCACGACUCCUCCAGGUGGCCAGGGUCACCGGAACCGGCUCGCUCCCCUCUGCCAGUUGCCGGAGGUCUGGGCACCAGGCCAAUUCUCACCUUCCCGCCAGGGUUAAACAUUAGUGGGAGGUUAUCAGCGUGGGCCAGGGGAGGGAGAGGGGGGAAUUCAACUCUGUCUCCUCUGCUGGAGCCGCCAGUUCCCGCAAGCCCAGACAAUGCCGGUGGAGGAAUUUGUAGCUGGCUGGAUCUCUGGCGCUCUGGGCUUGGUCCUGGGACACCCGUUUGACACUGUAAAGGUGAGGCUGCAGACCCAGACCACCUACCGGGGCAUCGUUGAUUGCAUGGUCAAGAUUUACCGCCAUGAGUCCGCCUACUGUCUGGCUCCUUUUGACCUCAUCAAAGUCCGGCUACAAAACCAGACAGAGCCAAGGGCCCAGCCAGGGAGCCCCCCACCCCGGUACCAGGGGCCCGUGCACUGUGCAGCCUCCAUCUUCCGGGAGGAGGGGCCCCGGGGGCUGUUCCGAGGAGCCUGGGCCCUGACGCUGAGGGACACCCCCACGGUGGGGAUCUACUUCAUCACCUAUGAAGGGCUCUGUCGCCAGUACACACCAGAAGGCCAGAAUCCCAGCUCAGCCACGGUGCUGGUCGCAGGGGGCUUUGCAGGCAUUGCUUCCUGGGUGGCAGCCACGCCUUUAGACGUGAUCAAGUCCCGGAUGCAGAUGGAUGGACUGAGACGCAGAGUGUACCAGGGGAUGCUGGACUGCAUGGUGAGCAGCGUCCGGCAGGAAGGACUGGGGGUCUUCUUCCGGGGGGUCACCAUCAACAGUGCCCGCGCUUUUCCCGUCAAUGCUGUCACCUUCCUCAGCUACGAAUAUCUCCUCCGCUGGUGGGGAUGAGCCCUGUGGCAAUGCCAGCAGCUCCCCAUCAGGCCCACGGCCCGGAGGCCAGUUUGAGAUUGGAGGCCAGGUUGAAAGCUUGCAAAUCAGUGCAAGAGGCUCAGCCCUUCCUAACCAAGGCGCCUCCCACCUGCGCAGAUCUGGGCUGGGCAGACACCUGUGGGAGCCAGAAGCCUGGGGGCCUGUGCAGCCUCCCUGUGUAGCUGGCCUUGACUCCUUGGCCUCCCACAUCUGUGAAACAGGGAGCAUGAGGCACAAGUGAGCCAGCAAGUGGUGCUGGUGACAUCCCAGCCCCUGUCCUGUGCCUUCACCUCUUUUUUUUUUUUUUUUUUUGAGAUGGAGUCUUUCUCUGUCACCCAGGCUGGAAUGCAGUGGCGUGAUCUCAGCUCACUGCAACCUCCGCCUUUCCACCUUCCGGGUUCAAGCAACUCUCCUGCCUCAGCCUCCCAAGUAGCUGGGACUAUAGGCGCCCACCACCACACCCAGCUAAUUUUUUGUAUUUUUAGUAGAGACAGGGUUUCACCAUGUUAGCCAGGAUGGUCUUGAUCUCCUGACUUUGUGAUCCACCCGCGUCGGCCUCUCAAAGUGCUGGGAUUACAGGCGUGAGCCACCGUGCCCGGCCACCUUCACCUCUUAAGGAGCUCUGAGACUCCGCUUCUGAGAGUCCCUGCGGCCUCCCACCUCCCUGCCUUUCAAAGCUCUCUCCCCCAUGACCCAGGAUAACCCUAUAUCUCCUCCUCCAGAAUCCUUCAGUGGCUCUCAUCACCUUCAGGAAAAGCCCAAACUCCUUCUGCCCUCCAGGUUCCUCCCUCCCCACGAGGCUUUGUUCUCCUGGGGUUGCUUUCUGGACCCUGAACAAGUUGUGCUCUCAUUGGCCGGGCCUGACCAGCAGUGCACAGUGCCUGGCAGGUUGACUCUACCAUCCCCAGGGCUGGCCCCGCUCUCCUCCGAGACCCAGGCUGAGCCCAGUCUCCUCGCCCUUCCUUGACUUACCUCCCCACCUGAGGCUGACUUUGGGGUUCCCAGACACCCCACCUGCACACAUGCCUUGAUCAUAGCACUUGCCUGCGCUUCUUCAGAGUCAUUAAUUUGCUUCUCGGCUUCCCCACUGGACUGUGAGCUCCCUGAGGUCAGGGAUUGCACUUUGGAUGGUUUCCAGCCUGAGCCUGGUGCUUGAACAGACGUGUGCAAUAAAUGCUCGUUAAAUGAUG
Molecule: messenger RNA, 2918 nt
Organism: Gorilla gorilla gorilla (western lowland gorilla)
Lineage: Eukaryota; Metazoa; Chordata; Mammalia; Primates; Hominidae
Gene: SLC25A45
Product: solute carrier family 25 member 45
Exons: 5
Coding region: 1027-1707 (226 amino acids)
Biological process (GO): transmembrane transport
Cellular component (GO): mitochondrion
Molecular function (GO): transmembrane transporter activity
Source: RefSeq, a predicted model, not a curated record